Caenorhabditis elegans is the source of this 906-nucleotide messenger RNA. NCBI's taxonomy places the organism in Eukaryota, Metazoa, Nematoda, Chromadorea, Rhabditida, Rhabditidae. The record is from the annotation of a RefSeq genome assembly.
AUGGCGCCAGCCGCACUCUACAACGAGCUGCAGCCAUUGCUGACCUACGAGCAAGAAGUGCCCAAAAAUGUGUCUAUCAUCACCGGGCCAAAAGGGAUCCUCUGACCGGGAAGAAGCAUUUGCCAUGUUGCUCCGCCAAACCGGGUACUUCAACGAAAGUAUGUCUGGUUGAGGAGCGCCACGUGUUUUCCCAGUCGUGAGCGGACACCCUGUGGGAGAUUGUUGUUGGUCUACAAUUGUUGGAUUUAAUGACACAAGAUGAAGGUAAAAUAAAAAUCUAAAUUUUCUGACAUAAUUGUAUGUUUACAGCCGAGUCGGUGCAAAGAAAGGGCAAAGUGCUGCUCGACACUUUUGUCGGAGGUUGUGUGGCGGACAAAAAACAAGGUAACAAGGUAACAAGGUAAGGCAAGCGUCAGUCUAUGUUUUAGAAACAUUUUCUAAUAAAGAUAGAAUGUUUUUUGGAACCCUAAAAUAAUUGAUGAAAUGAACAUAUUUAGCAAAAUUUCUCAGAAAUUUAUUUCAGUUUUCAAUUUCCAAACACGAAAAAAGGCAAUUCUCUCAAAAACAACAAAACCAAACACUCUUUUUCCCCCGAUAAAAUACGAACAAAACAAAAUAAAACUUCUCGAGUUUGAUACAUUUUCUUAGAAAAUAAUUUAUUUUGAGCAAUGUCAUUUUUUUUUUUUAAUUCAGCUCUCGCUCCUACAAACGUUUAUAAACUUUCUGUAAAGUCCGCAUGCAACAUUUAAUUAUCAAAUCUAUUUUACACUACAGUUUUUCGAGGUUCUAAACCUAUCAAAAAAAUAUGAGUUGUUUUAGGCUCUCCGACUCGUCCAUCACAAUGCGAUCGACACGGCAGUGCUCUUCUCGGAGGAAUUCAGCCUUAAAUAUAUGUUCAAUUAUUGA